Messenger RNA from Chelonoidis abingdonii (Abingdon island giant tortoise), 7490 nucleotides. It is a transcript of the gene NR3C2, whose product is annotated as nuclear receptor subfamily 3 group C member 2. The record is from RefSeq and is a predicted model, not a curated record. Gene Ontology annotation, biological process: regulation of DNA-templated transcription. Lineage: Eukaryota; Metazoa; Chordata; Testudines; Testudinidae. Gene Ontology annotation, molecular function: DNA-binding transcription factor activity; sequence-specific DNA binding; zinc ion binding.
UCUUUUAAAUCAUUACUGCAUCGAUAACAUGCAUAUUCAUGCAUUGUUUAAACACGGAAAUUGAAAUGGAAACGUGAUAGUCUUGCUGCACGGGUAAGAGGCGAUGAUUAUAAGCACAGAAAGGAAAAGGCUGCGUCCUUCCAAAUUUGCUCCCUGGCCAGUCAAGCUGCUCACCUUGGCGCCGGUGGAGUUAACUUUGUCUCCAGGAGACGGCGGUGGGCGGAGACAAAAGCUCCCUUUUUAUAGACCCUAGUUUCUAGCUCUACCUGAGGAGAGGAACCACCCCGCACUCCCAAGCCUGCCUUCAGUCAAAGGGGUGGGGAGUGAAAUGGACAAAAACCCCAGCGGGGAGGGCACGCUCUGCAUCACAGCCCUGCCAAGACUCCGUUGGGAGGGGGAUUCCCUCCUGGAUUCAUUUCAAGGCACUUUUAAAAAGUAUUUCCCUUGUUAAUUUAUAAUGAGGUGUUUUUAACUCCUCCAGUCGAUAACAGCGGGCCACUGUCCUGACUCCACUCCGGCUGGGGAACUGGACUAGAAGAGAUGUUUGGAGGGCUGUACCUUGCAUUGGGAAAGGUAGCUCUGUCCCAGGCUCUGCGCUCUCUCAACGAGCCUCUGUGGCUUUAAGGAGCGAUACAUUUUCCAGUCUGUGUCGCAGCAACUUUGUAUCAGUCAUGUCGCCCGCCCGUUGAUUGAAACGGCUUUCGUCCAAUGAGAAACCCUCCUGAGCCCAAUAGCGCUUCUCUUCUCUUUCCGUCUGCCAGUAGAGGCAACUGAAGGGCGGGAUAUUAACUUGAACUUUAUCUGAGCAUGUGACAUAUUUUUAAAAGGACUUGGCACCUUUUUUUUUUGUUUCUUCGUGUGCCCUGCUCAGUGUCAUUGGGCGACGUAGCGAACUUCUGGUUAAGAGGGAAGCCAGCGGAUUUACCUGCUGGCGAAUAGUUAUUUCUUGUUCUAAUGUAAAACCAUCUGCAUUUUCUGGCCUGGAUGUUGGAUUUAGUUAUGGAGACAAAAGGAUACUACAGUUACCCAGAAGGCUUAGACAUGGAGAAACGGUGGGGUCAAGUUUCUCAGUCUGUGGAGUAUUCUUCAGGUGCUGGAGAACGGACUGAUGAGAGUAACUAUAUGGAGAUUGUAAACGUAAGCUGUGUAUCGGGUGCUUUUCCAAACAGCAAUGCUCAAGGAAACAGCAAAGAAAAACCUGAACUACUCCCUAGCCUGCAGCAAGAUAAUAAUCAGCCUGGUAUUUUAAACUCUGACAUAAAGAGUGAGUCAGACUCAAAGGAACUUUCAGCAACUGUUGCUGAAUCUAUGGGUUUAUACAUGGAUUCCAUACGAGAUGCUGAUUAUACCUACGAUCAGCAAAAUCAACAAGGGAGCAUAAGUCCUGGGAAGACUUAUCAAAAUGUUGAGCAGCUGGUAAAGUUCUAUAAGGAAAAUGGCCAUUGUGCCUCUCCCUUAAACAGUGCAAAUAGGCCCUUAAGAUCUUUGAUAUCAGACUCUGAAAGUUCUGUGAAUGGUGGUCUCAUGCACGCUAUUGUCAAAAGCCCUAUAAUGUGUCCUGAGAGAACUCCUUCUGGCAGUAGUCCUCAGAACAUGACUCCUUCAGUUUGUAGCCCAGCUGGCAUUAACUGUGUAUCCUCAACUACUUCUACUAAUUUUGUAAAUUUUCCAGUGCACAGCCCAGUCAGCCAGGGAACUCCUUUGUCAUGCUCACCUAACAUUGAAAACCGGAGCUCUAGGUUGCACAGUCCUGCACAUAUUAGUAAUGUGGGAUCUCCUCUUGCUAGUCCUAUAAGUAGCAUGAAAUCACCAAUUUCAAGCCCUCCUAGUCACUGCAGUGUGAAAUCUCCAGUCUCAAGUCCUAAUAAUAUCACUAUGAGAUCUUCUGUCUCCAGUCCUGCAAAUAUGAACUCAAGGUGCUCUAUUGCCAGCCCUUCCAAUACAAAUAAUAGGUCCAGUCUUUCUAGUCCAGCUGUUAGCACUGUGGGAUCUUCUAUCUGUAGCCCAGUAAACAAUGCCCUAGGCUUCCCUGCUUCUGGUGCACCUGCUGGACCUAACACAGGCCAAGAUACUAUUCCUAGUCCAGAAACAAAAGACAAAGGUGCUCAAGAAAUCACAUUUCCUAAAAUGGAGGAAAUGGAGAAUGCCAUCUCAAACAAUUGUGUAGCUGGUCAGAUGAAUCUUGUUCAGUUUAUAAAGCCUGACCCAGAUGGAGCAUUCGGUAGCUCAUGUAUUGGAGAAAAUAGUAAAAUCAACUCUGAUUCCCCAUUUUCAGUACCAGUAAAACAGGAAUCAGCUAAACAUUCUUGUUCUGGUGCCUCUUUUAAAGGGAAUCAAGCAGUAAAUCCAUUUCCAUUUAUGGAUGGUUCAUAUUUUUCUUUUAUGGACGACAAAGACUAUUAUUCUCUUUCUGGGAUUUUAGGACCACCUGUUUCAUCAUUUGAUGGCAAUUGUGAAGGUAGUGGGUUUCCAAAUCCAGGCCUACCUGUGGGUAUUAAACAGGAGCCUGAUGAUGGCAGCUAUUAUCAAGAGAACAGUAUGCCAUCGUCUGCCAUUGUUGGUGUGAAUUCAGGUGGACAAUCAUUUCACUACAGGAUUGGAGCUCAAGGCACAAUAUCUCUAUCACGAACUGUUGCUAGAGAGCAGACUUUUCAGCAUGUGAGCUCAUUUCCUCCAGUCAGUACGCUAGUUGAGACAUGGAAAUCACAUACUGACUUAGCGUCCAGAAGACAUGAUGGGUAUCCAGUUUUAGAAUACAUUCCAGAAAAUGUGUCAAGCUCCUCUCUUAGAAGUGUAUCAACUGGAUCCUCAAGACCUUCCAAAGUAUGUCUCGUGUGUGGAGAUGAGGCAUCUGGAUGUCAUUAUGGGGUGGUUACCUGUGGCAGUUGCAAAGUUUUCUUCAAAAGAGCAGUGGAAGGUAAAUGUUCAUGGCAGCACAAUUACCUAUGUGCAGGAAGAAAUGACUGUAUUAUUGAUAAGAUUCGAAGGAAAAACUGCCCAGCUUGCCGAUUACAGAAGUGUCUACAAGCUGGAAUGAAUUUAGGAGCCCGAAAGUCCAAAAAGUUGGGAAAAUUGAAAGGGAUGCAUGAAGAACAGCAACAACAGCAGCAGCAGCAACAGCCACCACCCCAAAGCCCAGAGGAAGGGACUACAUAUAUUGCUCCAGUAAAAGAGCCGUCUGUAAACACAACACUUGUUCCUCACAUGUCUGCUAUUUCACCAGCACUUGCUCCUUCGCCCUCUAUGGUCCUUGAAAGCAUUGAGCCUGAAAUAGUGUAUGCAGGAUAUGAUAAUUCAAAACCAGAUACAGCGGAGCACCUGCUUUCCACUUUAAACCGCCUUGCUGGCAAGCAGAUGGUUCAGGUCGUAAAGUGGGCAAAGAUACUUCCAGGAUUUAGAAACUUGCCUCUCGAGGACCAAAUUACUCUAAUCCAGUACUCAUGGAUGUGUCUAUCAUCAUUUGCCUUGAGCUGGAGAUCAUACAAACAUACAAACAGCCAAUUCCUCUAUUUUGCUCCAGACCUGGUCUUCAAUGAGGAGAGGAUGCGCCAGUCUGCAAUGUUUGAACUGUGCCAGGGAAUGCACCAGAUCAGCCUGCAGUUUGUUCGCCUGCAGAUUAGCUUUGAAGAAUAUACCAUAAUGAAAGUUUUGCUGCUGUUAAGCACAGUUCCCAAGGAUGGCCUCAAAAGCCAAGCUGCAUUUGAAGAAAUGAGGGCAAAUUAUAUCAAAGAACUAAGGAAGAUGGUAACUAAAUGUCCAAGUAACUCUGGACAAAGCUGGCAGCGAUUCUACCAAUUGACUAAGCUUCUGGACUCCAUGCAUGAUCUUGUUAGUGACUUGUUAGAAUUCUGUUUCUACACCUUCCGAGAGUCUCAGGCACUGAAAGUGGAGUUUCCAGCCAUGCUGGUGGAAAUCAUCAGUGACCAGUUACCAAAGGUGGAGUCUGGAAAUGCUAAGGCCCUGUACUUUCACAGGAAGUGAUGGAAAAUGUCUUAAUAGAAGAACUUUGCCUUAAGUUUCCUUGUGUUAUUCCACACCCAUGAAGGACCCAAGAAACCACAUUUUAAAUGUGCUAUUUACACUUGUUCAGCAGCCUCUGACUAGUCUAAAAUCACGUGAAGGGUUUGGAAAACAUUUGAUCUGGAUUUGGCAAGACCUAGAUGUUCGAAAAUUACCCCCUUCCUCCCAACACUUAGAAAAUGUUCCUGUUCCUCUGGAUGAAAAGCCAUAUCUAGUCAAUAACUCUUUGAUUUUGAUAUUUUAACAGAUGGAAGUUUUAAAUAUGCCAUGUAGUUUCUGGUAUUGUUUGCUUGUUUUAAAAGGGUUCAAGGACUAAUACAAACUUUUUAAAGCUUACCCCUUGGUUUGCACAUAAAACGUAAAGUCAAUAUGGGGCAUUAAUAUUCCUUUCUUGUAAAAAUAUAUACAAAAAACCCCUGAAUGUAAAGUAAUAACAGAACAUUUGGUGUGGAAUACUCGUUAUCCCCACCUGCGGCAUUUGUUAUCCUAUGUUAUCCAUCAUAGGUGAUAUACACUGUGUUAAGUGUCCAUUUACUAUUUAAUUAAAAAGGAUAAGAUGUUAAAACAAAUGCCUCAGUUUCAGUUUAUAGUAUCUAUUGUGCUGGCUUUACAAAUAAUUUUUCGCAGUCUUUUGCUGUAUUGUACAUUGCUGUAUGUAUAAAUUGUGAAGGACCUGAAAUAAGGUGUAAGGAGCUUUUGUAAAUGAGAAAAAUCUUUAAUGGUUAAUAGGAUGAACGGGAAAGUAUUUUUGAAAGAAUUCUAUUUUGCUGGAGACUAUUUAAGUACUAUCUUUGUCUAAACAAACAAGGUAUUUUUUUUUUGUAAAGUGAAAUGUUCUGCAUGCAUAAUGAACCGUUUACAGUGUAUUUAAGAAAGGGAAAGCUGUGCCUUUUUUAGCAUCAUAUCUAAUUUACCAUUUUACACUAUCUGUUGUAAAUAACCACACAACCUUUUUCAGUUAUAUUUAAGCCUAUUUUUUGGUACAUUUUUCUCCGUUUUUGUCUACUGCUUGCAAGUAUAUGUGACUUCAGCUCAUUUUAGGAAUACUGCUUCAUAUUUCUGCAGGAAACUACACUAUGUUGUGUUUGCAGCUUUAUGGUGGUUUCAUUUAACAAGAUAUUACUGUCUCUCAAAAGCUUUUGCCAGCUUUAUGAUGUGGUGAGUUUCUGCCCUCUACUCCAGAUUACUCAAGGAGAUAAAAGCAAAUCUUAGGAUGUUAAAUGAUUUUUUUUUCCUUUUUCAAAAUUAAAGUUUCCCAAAUUUGCUGUUAUUCCUUUUAAUAUUGAAUGCAUGUAACCUUUUAAAGGUCCAGUUGUCACCUCUGAUUUAGGAGAGUGAAUUCCGAUUAUGGUUAAGGGAACAUAGAGAUCAUUACAGUAAGUAUACUAGAUAUAUUUUGAUUGGCAAGGAUGAAUGGUAUGGUGCUGAUAGUGGCAGAUUAUCUUGGUGAGGUUUUUAGUUAUAAAUUCAAAACAUUAAUGUAAAAAUGUAAGCAGACCUACAUCUAAACAGAUACUUUCACUGUGAAUAUUUCUAUCUUAGUUCUCAAUUUUUGUCUCAAAACCAUGUCCUCUGGUGUAAAGCUAUGAAAAUGCACCUUUCAUUGGGUGACUUUCACAAUUUGUAAAUAAAUACAAAAUUCUGGAGUAGAAUAGAGACCAGAUGAACUUUUCUGAACAUCAUUGUUACUGUUAUAUACUAAUUUGAAUAGAAUCAUUUUUCAGCGAGUCAUGAUUCCUAAAUUGUCUGUCUGGGCAAGAGUGACAUUUUUGAGCUACAGCUGUCCCUGGACCAGUCAGAAUGUAGCAUUCUUAUAAAUGGUAAUCUAAUAAAUGUACCUCUCCCCCCCUUUCUGAUUCAAAACUCUGAGGUGUGCUUCUGGCACAUGACAAGCAGUGUUGACUCUGUCUUGCUUUUUAAAUGACACCUGCCUUAUGCAAUGGGUAAUCUGUAGAGGCUGUAUUCAGAGAGGGGGAUCUGACAGUAUAUAUAUAUAAAUGUAUACAUACAUACAUUAUUUGCAAUUUUGGAAGUCUAAUUCAUAGGUAGAUCCUUAAAUACAAUCAACUGACCUGCACAGCAAUAUGAAAGCCACAUGUCCAACAUGAUAAAUACACAGCAUGCAGACUGGUUGUUUACAGUAAAGAAAUGGUCAGAAUCCUUUCAUUUACUUUUUUUUUCUUUAAAUAUUGAUAAUGGAAUCUCAAAAAUAGCCAGGUUUGGGGUGAAUACAGUCUGCAGCAUCUUUUUAUCUUAACAAAGUUACUAGCUCCUUUUCUAUAUCUAAGUAACUUUGCUUCGUUAAAAUAGCAAAGCCAUAUUCUAAACUUCACCAUUAAAUGCCUGUCCCAGUACAAAUUGUUGUCUGUUUGCUCUUAUUUUUGUACCUUAUUGCUUUUAAUCUUGGUUUGGUACAAUUCAUAAUUCACAGAAAUUUCAUAUAAUUAAAGAGACACUAAAUUAGUUUUAAAAAGCAAUUUAUAUCUUUAUGCAAAAACGUAUGUCUGUCUUUGCAAACAACUGUAAGAUUACAAUAAAUCCUUUACUUUAAUCACCUGGUGUUUAUGAAACCAUUCAUUGAUUUUUUUUUGCUAGAAAUCAUUCAAUAGAUAUAAUUGGAUACAGAUGUUUUAAGAGACAGUAUUCUCUUCUCUAGAACACUUAAGCAGAAUAGCCAUCUCACCUUAACUAACCAAAUCUACAGCAAAAAAUACUGUUUUAAGCUACAAAAAAGAAAUGAAAGUAUUUUGAACUUGUUUAGAAUGAAAUAGGCAUUUGUCUCCUGCAAAAUAUAAGACAAACUCAAUGAAAUUUCAAAAUGUCUGUUUUAAAAGUGGGCUUUGCUGAUUGCGUUAAAUAAUUUUGUUGCAAGGAAACAAUGGGGAUAUACAGCAAGAACAUUGUAUACACAUUUAAAAAUGUAAAAUAGUUUUAAUGUACUGCAGCAGGUAUUUCAGGAAUACUAGAUCACAUUGUGCAACUCCUGAGUUGCACAAAAUAAGAAGGCUAAAGUUUGCAAUAUCAGAUUCUUAUUAAAAAGAUACUUUACAAUCAAGCUAAUUCACAGGGUGGUGUUUUCACUGACUUGUAUAAACAUUUAUGAAUUUAAAACAAUCUACAAUUAAUGCACUUUUAAUUGUUAAAGAUUUGACUUUUUGUAGAGCAAUGUUCUCAGCUGGAGGUCAAUGACUUGAUAAAAUAGACAGCAGUUCUGAGGUCAGUGGAAUGUUUAAGAAUUCUUGGAGUUUAAAUAGAUUUUUGGAUGAAAAAUAAAAGCAAUCAGCACUAUGGUGUAAACAGGAAAAUCUAUGCAUAAUGAUGCAUUUAUAAUUAGGGAUUUGCUUCUGUAUGGUUAAAGCUUUUUAAAUAAAUAGAAAAUAUUGUUUGGUCUUUGUUAAUGUCUGCAAGUACACUUUUUUUUUUAAUAUAAAUUGUACAAAUAUACAUGGAUUAAAAUGGUUUGAUUGCAA